Messenger RNA from Uranotaenia lowii, 1151 nucleotides. RefSeq names its product ficolin-2-like. The record is from RefSeq and is a predicted model, not a curated record. Lineage: Eukaryota; Metazoa; Arthropoda; Insecta; Diptera; Culicidae. The coding region runs from base 58 to 1143 and encodes 361 amino acids. The transcript has 4 exons.
AGAAAGUCACUAUAAAAGACAUGAUUCAGAGCACCAAACUUCAAGUCAUCGUUCGAAAUGUUUGCCAAACGGACCACAAUUCCCUUUUUAGUGCUUAGUGCAUUCGGCUGUUGCAAUGCUAUUGAAAAUCCCAUCAGUCCGAAUGUUUCGUCAACAAGCUACUUCGCGCAGGAACUUUUUCUGGCCGCAUUGGAUGCCAUCAACUUCAACCUACAAAACGAACAUUUCCGCUCGAGGGAGAACCAUCAAAAGUAUCGGACGGAAAUCGCCGAUCUGUGGCGGACUUUGACACAGACGCAAGAGCUUGUGGCAAAACAGGUGAAAACGCUGGCUAAACUGCAGACCGAUAUCGAAAUUAUGAUUCUGAACGUUUCGGUCUUGCUCGGUGACACCCGGCAAAUUACCCGAACACUCGAAGUCCUUCCCACCACGGAAAUGAUCAAUGAUUUGAUUCUGAAACAGAGAGUCGGGAAGAUUUGUACUAUCAGCACCCCAGAUAUUGCACAAACAUGUUCCGAGGUUCCGAAGCUACUGUCCGGAAUAAAUCGACUACUGCCUCAACGUGGGUUCCAAGAAUCGUUUGAGGCUCUUUGUGACCAAGACUACGAAAACGGAGGCUGGACGGUGAUUCAGAAUCGCUUCAACGGCUCCGUUGACUUCUACCGAGGUUGGAAAGCCUACGAGGAAGGGUUCGGAGAUCUGCGAGGUGAAUUUUGGCUGGGAUUGAAGCGAAUCCAUCAGCUCACCUCUUCCAUGCGGCAUGAGUUGCACGUGCUAUUGGAAGAUUUUGAAGGUAAAUCCGUGGUGGCCAAGUACGAUGACUUCCGGGUGGCCGAUGAGGCAGAAAAGUACACACUAGAGAGCCUCGGGCAGUACAGCGGGACAGCAGGGGAUUCGCUCAGCUAUUCGCUCGGUAAAAAGUUCAGCACCUUGGAUGCAGAUAACGAUUCAUUUGGUACAACCAAUUGUGCAGUCGCAAAAACGGGCGCUUGGUGGUACGGUUCAUGUUCAGAAAGCAACCUCAACGGGCAGUAUCUCGGACAUGGUGCUAAGGACAAUGGCGCCGGAAUGAACUGGUGGUAUUUUCACGGCAGCUGGAUCUCGCUUAAAAUUUCACGAAUGAUGAUCCGAGUAAAAGCUUAAUUUAAAUA